CCGACGCGGCGCAACGUCUCUCGAGCCGAGGGCCGCGGCCUUUGCAUGUACUCUUUCGUCGGCGCACGACAAUGACUGGAAACACAACAAAUACUCAGUACCUAGAGGACGUUGCAAAGGCUAAUGCUGUCAAGGUGCGCCGUGAGCUUCCCGGAGCGUGGAUGAAGGAGUUGGCGGCGCGGGGUCUGCUGCGCCCACAGCCCGCCCCGGCAGUCCUGAACCUGCCUGACAAGAAGACGAAGAAGCAAGAAUAUGUGGCCUCUCACUUACACAACUUCGCUGGACCUCCUAGUGCUACCAAAAGCCUACCAUUCGGCGUCACACCUAUUCAAACUUCAUCAGUUGUACCAGCUGGCGCGUCAUUUUCGGGAACGACUAGUGCAGCAAAU
Molecule: messenger RNA, 389 nt
Organism: Amoebophrya sp. A25
Lineage: Eukaryota; Dinophyceae; Syndiniales; Amoebophryaceae
Source: the annotation of a GenBank genome assembly